Messenger RNA from Conger conger (European conger), 2672 nucleotides. RefSeq names its product cholinergic receptor, nicotinic, beta 1 (muscle) (gene chrnb1). NCBI's taxonomy places the organism in Eukaryota, Metazoa, Chordata, Actinopteri, Anguilliformes, Congridae. The record is from RefSeq and is a predicted model, not a curated record. The transcript is spliced from 11 exons. Gene Ontology annotation, biological process: signal transduction; regulation of membrane potential; nervous system process. Gene Ontology annotation, molecular function: transmembrane signaling receptor activity; acetylcholine-gated monoatomic cation-selective channel activity. Gene Ontology annotation, cellular component: neuron projection; synapse; postsynaptic membrane. Bases 131 to 1633 code for a protein of 500 amino acids.
CACUGUUCUUUAGAGUAGCAGACUAUAAACAAUACUAAGCUACAUACCCGCGUGUAUAUUUCCAGCCAUAUCUAUAUUGUUAAUGUAGCUUAAUUUACUUUUUUUAGCGGGACUCAACGCCUUGGGCACAAUGAGAGGUUUGGAUUUAUUCCUGAUUUAUUCCUGCUGUUUAUCUGGACUGUACACGAUAGUAGGGGCUACGGAGGAAGAGAACCUGCUGAUCAAAUCACUGUUCUCCAACAACUACAACCUGACAGUACGGCCUGCGAAGACUCCCAGAGAGAAGGUGGUGGUGAGGAUCGGCAUGACAUUGUCUUCCUUCAUGGGCCUGAACAUGAAGGCUGAGGAGAUGGCUACAUAUGUUUUCAUGAACAUGGAGUGGGAAGACCACCGGCUGAUGUGGAACCCGGCUGAGCACGGCGACGUCAAUGUGAUCCGGGUCCCCUCUGCCAAAGUGUGGCGACCCGACAUCGUCCUCAUCAACAACAACGACGGCGUGUUCGACGUCGCCCUCCACGUCCACGUCCAGGUCCACAGCAAUGGCAAGGUCACGUGGACUCCCCCCGCCCUGUACCGCAGCUCGUGUGGAGUGAAGGUGACGUACUUCCCGUUCGACUGGCAGAACUGCUCCAUGGUUUUCCACUCCUACACCUACGACUCCUCGGAAGUGGAGCUGCACCACGCACUGGAUGAUGACGGCCGGGAGAUCCGGGAAGUAAUCUAUGACCAAAGCUACAGCGAGGGGGGGGAGUGGAUCAUCCGGCACCAGCCGUCACGGAAGAACGUCCACCGUGCAGACAAUUACGAGGACAUCACCUUCUACCUCAUCAUGGAGAGGAAACCCAUGUACUACGUCUUCAACAUCAUCAUUCCCUGCAUCCUCAUCACCAUCAUCGCCAUCUUCAAUUUCUACCUUCCACCCGAUGCAGGUGAGAAGAUGGGUCUCUCCAUUAACGUGCUGCUGACCCUGACCGUGUUCCUGCUGCUUCUGGCGGACAAGGUCCCCGAAACGUCCUUGGGCGUCCCCAUCAUCGUCAACUACCUGAUGUUCACCAUGGUCCUGGUGACCUUCUCCGUCAUCCUGAGUGUGGUGGUGCUCAACCUGCACCACCGCUCCCCCAACACCCACCACAUGCCCCUGUGGGUGCGCAGGAUCUUCAUCCACCUGCUGCCCCCGUACCUGGGGCUUCUGCGGCCGAAGGUGGAGGCCCCCCUCUCCCUCUCCAUGGAGCAGCACCACCACAGGAAGCCCACGCCCAUGGCCGUCAGCCGAACUGUGGACGAGUACUUCAUACGCAAGCCCAGCACCAACAUCUUCUUCCCCAAACCCAACAGGUACCAGCCGGAGGGAAUGUGCUCAGACCUGCGCAAGUUCAUCGAAGGGCCCAGCCAGUACCUCACCCUCCCGCCGGAGCUGAAAGCCGCCAUCCAGGCCGUCACCUACAUCGCCGAGCAGCUGCAGGCUGCCAAGGACUAUGAGGCGCUGAAGGAGGACUGGCAGUACGUUGCCAUGGUGGUUGACCGCCUCUUCCUCUGGAUUUUCGUGGUCUUCACCACCGUGGGCACCCUCGCCAUCUUCACAGACGCCAGCUUCAACACCACCCCCAGUGACCCUUUCAUGAGCCCGUAUUAAUCGGGGGCAGCCCCCCCCCCGGUGAUGGAGCUCUGAGCUGCGGAGCCCUGCGGAUUCUGACCCGCGCACAGACCGCGUGUUCACACGCGCACGGACUUCUCCAGGCCGGACACGUGCGGCGGACAUGUUUGCGUGAUGCAGAAGUGUCUCAUGUUUUACCUAGUGCAGGCGUGGGGUAGGGGGGGCCAAUAUCUCUAUCUGGAUUUCAGCCCAACUCUCCAGUGCUUAAUUGCCCCAAUCAGUUACCCGAUCUGCCAUUCUAACCAACUGUAUCGAUAAGCACACCAAUCACGGCAUAUUACUGUUCCUGUGUCUCUAUGUCAACAAUUUAACUGUCAUCUAAUCUAUGAGUGGACAGGCCCUGAUGUAUUGAGGCAAUUAGCAAGGGUGAUUCAUGGAAGUAAAAACACGCUCAUACCCUACAGGGAGGGAACUGCCCACCCCUGAGCUAGUGGUCAAAUUCAAUUCAUGUUUUCAUUGUGCGCUGAUUGUGUUGAUGAAGAAAAAUAACCACCUCACUUUUUCACUACACACUUUUCCUGUGUUCCCUUCUCACCAUUGCUGGCGUGUGUGUAUGCAUGUGCGUGUGUGGGUGUGUAUGUAUGCGUGCGCGUGUGUAUGUGUGUGCACACCUUGACGUGGGUUUGGGUGUGUUUAUAUAUAUAAAUGUGUGUGUGCAUAUAUAAAUUUGUAUGUGUAUGUGUGUGUGUGUGUGUGUGCGCGCGCACUGUUGCAUAUUAUUCCUGUGUGUGUCUGUGUGCCUGUUAUUCUUGUAGGAGCAAGUGCGUCUGUUUUAUUCCGGGAUGGAAUUUUUACAUUUAAAAACCCCGUGUUUGACACCUCACCCAGAUCCACACAAGUGCGCACAUUCACGCACUCACACACACACACACGCACAACCCCCCCCCCCCCCACACACACACACACACACACCCCGACACCUGUCCUGAAAGCUUGUUAUGUUUUUUUAAUAAAGACCUGAGGAUAAACUCUUGAAAGGCUUGACUCCCUCACAUCUGUUCCCAGAAUGCCACCCGUC